Molecule: messenger RNA, 1125 nt
Organism: Liolophura sinensis
Lineage: Eukaryota; Metazoa; Mollusca; Polyplacophora; Chitonida; Chitonidae
Product: carbohydrate sulfotransferase 11-like
Exons: 1
Coding region: 1-1125 (374 amino acids)
Biological process (GO): carbohydrate biosynthetic process
Cellular component (GO): membrane
Molecular function (GO): sulfotransferase activity
Source: RefSeq, a predicted model, not a curated record
AUGGGCAUGUUGGAGAGAACAAGACGAGAAAUAAGCAUCAGAAGAGCCCAAAUGAUAGAAGAGUGUAAUAAACCCGACAUUCAGCCUCUGAAGUGGAGCAUGCACGAGGACCUGUUCUUAGAGAGCAUGUAUGUGGACUUCAGAAACAAACUCGUGUACUGCAGCGUUCUAAAAGGUGGAAGUACAUUUUGGAAGCGUCUGUUGGCGAUUACCUCCGGAUUCAUCACCGCCAAGACCCCAUAUGACAUCCCAGCAAACGCAUCACACGACCGUUACCUUGACAACCUCAACCAGCAGCUUCCGCAAAGAGUGGACGCCAUCUUGGAUUCCUCCUUGAAGUUCAUGUUUACUCGCGAGCCUUACUCCAGGCUGUUCUCAUGCUAUGUGGAUAAAGUCUUCACCCCACGACCGUUCUAUUCCCGCCUCCGAGAUUCUAUACUUCUCCUAACUCGUCCAGGUUGGGAUAACAUCCUUCAAGGCAGGUCGUGCGCGGUCGACGUUUCCUUUGCCGAAUUCUUCAGGUUCGUGGUGUUUUCGGUCGAGAAGAACGUAGCAGUUGAUCCUCAUUUCAUACCAAUGUACCAGUCAUGUCGGCCUUGUGAGAUAAAAUACGAGUUUCUCGGCAAAAUGGACACGUUCUGGCGAGACACCAAUUUCCUGCUGCACGAGCGCGGCCUGGAUAAUUUCACUGGACUCACCAACCAGCGCUCUGAUUUAGACUCCAUCCACGACAUGGUUGACAGCGCGUUUUUCGAGCGAGAAGAAAGCGAAAAAUGUCUUCCUUUUAGCAAAAUUUUGCAGGUUAUUUGGAAGAAGGCCGUCAUUAGAGGAAUACUUUCUACAGACAAAGUUAUGCCAGCGCGUUUUCUGAACCAUUCUGCGAUAUCGCGAACUGCUUUUCAAACAUCUUUAGUCGAAGCAUAUCAGGCAUCUCAAAGAGAUUCAAGUCGGCAUUUAAACCGAAAGUACGCUAUGAUAGAAGCUUACCAGACUGUCUCGCGGGAAGAUCUGACGACUUACCAAAAUCUUUUCCGCCCUGAUUUCGAGAUCUUUGGUUACGAAAGCAAUCGUUCUGAUAUUUUUGACAGUAGUGUACUAAACACGUCGUUUUCUUUCUUUGCCUGA